GAAAACCAUUAUUUCCUGGGACGAAUGUCACGAACCAACUAGAUCUGAUAACAAAUAUCCUUGGAACUCCAUCAUAUGAAACCCUAUCCCAGAUUCGUAAUGAGAAGGCCAGGAGAUAUUUGACUAGCAUGAAGAGGAAACAUCCUAUCCCCUUUCCUAGUAUGUUUUGUAAUGCUGAUCCUCAGGCUGUCCGUCUCCUAGAACGCUUACUCGCAUUUGAUCCUAAAGAUCGACCUACUGCUGAAGAGGCUUUAGCUGAUCCAUAUUUUGAAGGAUUUCCUAACUUGGAACAUGAGCCUUCACCACACCCCUUUUCAAAACUUGAGUUUGAAUUUGAGAGAUGGAAGCUAACAAAGGAUGGUGUAAGAGAUCUGAUAUAUCGAGAGAUUUUGGAGUACCAUCCACAGAUGCUUCAGGAUUAUAUCAGAGCUGGAGGACAGACUAGUUUCGUCUAUCCAAGUGGGGUUGAUGGUAUGAGGCUGCAGUUUGUACAUCUUGAGGAGAACCACCUGAGAGGAGAAAGAGGCACUCCACUGUGGAGGCGACAUGCAUCUUUGCCAAGGGAAAGAGUCUGUGCACCAAUGGGUAUUGAUAAUCAAGACUGUAACAAUGAGAGGAGGACAGCAUCUUCUGCUGCCCAAACUACCAUAAGAUCACAACAAGAGGGGCUGCCACAUGCAUAUGUUUAUCAAAAUGGCACAAGCAUUCCGAACUUCUGCUCAGGGUAUUACUUGCAGAAUGGUAGUGCCAGUGCUUCCAGUUGUGUUAUCGAAGAGAUUGAAGGCCCAAAGGAGAACGGCGUCUCCGAGGAGGAGAAGGUGGCCUAUGAACUGUCACAAUGUUUUGCCAGGAUCUAGCCAGGAUCUAGCCAGGACGCACCUCCUAAGGCAGCCAUGAUCCCGACGCAGCUCUAAAUUUCAGCGCAGUGGUUCCACCAUGUAGUCUGAUGGGUCCCGGCAGCACAGAAUAAACUCCACCAGGGCGGAGGUGCUGCGAACUUCACACCAACCAUUCACAUUAUCUGAAAACAUGUAAUAAAUCUGAGUUGAAAAAUGUCGCGCCGAUCUGCAUCGGUAUACAUCCGGUGUAAAUUAUGUGGGUACCGUAGUGUGAUGUCGUAACAGAAAUUGCAGACA
Messenger RNA from Triticum dicoccoides, 1136 nucleotides. Its product is annotated as mitogen-activated protein kinase 13-like. The transcript is spliced from 7 exons. Lineage: Eukaryota; Viridiplantae; Streptophyta; Magnoliopsida; Poales; Poaceae. The record is from RefSeq and is a predicted model, not a curated record. Bases 129 to 857 code for a protein of 242 amino acids.